Molecule: messenger RNA, 1049 nt
Organism: Meloidogyne enterolobii
Lineage: Eukaryota; Metazoa; Nematoda; Chromadorea; Rhabditida; Meloidogynidae
Source: the annotation of a GenBank genome assembly
UUCAGUGUCAGCGGAGAAGCCUUUGUGGAUAUGGAAUGGGAAAGGUCUAAUUAUGCAUCCUCUAUUGGCGGGGGACUUUUUUUCCAUUUUGUAACAGACGGUCAUGAUCAUAACAGAGGAUUUGAAAUUAGUUUUACGCGGAAUCCUAAAGAUGAUUUGUAUGUUUAUCCUACUCCAUGUCCACAACCUUUUUAUUAUGCAUCCAAUUCUACUCAAUAUCUUCCUUCAACUGCUGUUAAUAACAGACAAACAUGCAUCUUCUCUAUAAAUUCUACACAAGCAGUAAAGCUUAUAAUCAGAGGAUUCGACAGUUCACGAAAUAAAAUUGAGGUAUUCCAUGAAUAACUGUCCGUGGGGAUUUUCCUUUUAUGAUUUUUUCGUAAAAUCAUUUUUUUCUCCCCUCGCGUUAUCAUUGUUGGCGAAUGAUAGUAAUUGUUGGCGAAACUUUUGAGAAGUUUGGAAGGGCAGGAAUCCAAUUCUUUUAUGUUAAGGAUAUUGUGUAUAUUUUGUAAAUAUUUCCACUAUAUCCGUAUUCGUCGGUAUCCGCGGAUCCAUCUGUGAACAUGCCUGGUUUUAUUAUUACAUUAUAAUUCAGCUCACUUUAAGAGUUCAAAUAUAUUUAAGAACUUUGUCACGAAUUUAUAUUCUUUAAAUUUUUAUUUAGUUAUUUUUAAAUAAACUUUUUCAUGAUUUAUUACGCCAAGCUGUCAAAAAAUUAUUUGACAGAAAUUAAAGGAAAGAAGAAAACGCGCAGAAAAUUCCUUUUGCAAAAUUUCUUUUCAUGUCUUUCAGUAGGUAAAUGCGAGCUGGGCAUUUACCAAGGAUUUGAAAUUGUCCAAAAUUGUUUAAAUUAAAAAGGGAGUGUGAUGAAUCUAUACCAGAGACGAGACAAGGGAAAAAUGAAAAUGGGGACCCCAAAGUUCAAAAUUAUACAAAAAAAUUUCCAGGUUUUUGAAACUGAAAGUUUUCCCAAACCUUAUGUGGAACGUCAAGGAGGACAAUUAGCAAAAAUUGAAAGGCAUUCCUUCAAUUCAUUCCCUUUAAUUGUA